Hevea brasiliensis (rubber tree) is the source of this 594-nucleotide messenger RNA. RefSeq lists its product as uncharacterized. Lineage: Eukaryota; Viridiplantae; Streptophyta; Magnoliopsida; Malpighiales; Euphorbiaceae. The record is from RefSeq and is a predicted model, not a curated record. The transcript is spliced from 2 exons. The coding region runs from base 1 to 594 and encodes 197 amino acids.
AUGGACCCGACAUCGCAGAGAGUGGUUGAGGAAGAGGUGCAGAGCCAUGCUCCACCCAUGGCUGAUGCUGGAGGCAGGGGAGAACCUGCUCCACUAGCUGCUGAAGCACCUAGGCCAGAAAUAGAGUCAAUUGAGAAGCCAGAGGCUAGGGCACCUACAAGGGCGUAUGCCAUGAGAGCUCCAAUGGAGCAAGACGCUCCAGACAUCAUCAGGGGUAUGUUCUCUCUCUAUGACAUACCUUUGCAUGUAUUAGUGGAUCCAGGAUCCACACAUUUAUACAUCUGCAUCGAGUUACCCAUGAAAAGGGGAAUUCAAGUAGAGGAAAGUGACCAAGACAUAUUGGUCACAAACCCACUAGAGCAUAGUGUGGUGGUAAAUAGAGUGUGCAAAGGUUUCCCAUUCAGGAUUCAGGGGUAUAAGUUCUCGGCAGACCUGAUUGAAUUGCCUUUCCAUGAGUUUGACUUGAUCUUGGGAAUAGAUUGGUUGUCACGUCAUCAGGCAAUAGUGGAUUGUAGAUUAAAGAGGAUUACAUUGAAAACUCCUGAAAAUGAUGAGAUAACAGUUAUAGGGGAAAGGGCAGAUUUUUUUGUCUAA